CAAAGAAGAAGAAGAAAAAAAAAGAACACAUCAUGAAACUGAAUCCACAUGGAAAUAUCCGGCUAUGUCAACUUUUGACCACUGGAGGUCGCCUCUGCUCCAAGCAAAUCUCUCAGGAGGUGUCAGAGGGUGUUCUGUAGCCAUGGAGACUCAACAGCGGUCUCCCGAUUUUUCCUUUAGCAAAAGGCUAAUAGACUAUCUCCAGUGACAGGGACAUUGUUUAACGGUUUAUAUAAAAGAGCAAUGUCUUUAAAUCUAAAUUCCAAGAAAUUAAACAAUCUCCCCGAGUGUGUGUGCAGAUUAACACACCUGUCAGUCCUCUUGUUGAGCAACAACUUCAUCAGUGGCCUCCCCGCCGAGCUGCUCUCUUUGCAACAACUGGUUGAGUUGAAUUUGGGAAAUAAUGCACUAAAGGAGAUUCCCGCUGUUCUGGGCCAUCUGGAAUUCUUGAAAAAACUGUACCUGUUCAGAAACCAAAUUACUGUAGUGCCUCCUGAUGUGAUAGGUUGUUUACAAAACCUUGUCCUAAAUCUAAACCACAACAAGAUUCAAAGACUUCCACCAGAGAUUAAAAGCUUAAGCAAACUUCAACAUCUGAGUUUGCUGGACAAUAAUGUAGAGGAACUUCCUGAAGAAAUCUGUCAUCUCACUAUGUUUUCUGACUUAACUUACAACAGCCCUGUUUGGCUACCUUAGCAGCUGUGCCAGUUCAGAGAGCUGACAAAGCUGUAUGCAGCUAGAAACAAGCUGACCAGCCUGCCAGAGGGAGUUAAGACACUGACUAAAUUUAUUCUUGAUAUGGCUGGGAACAAGUUGACCAUAUUCCCUGUUGAUUUCCACCUGCUGCCGCUGAAGGAACUGUACUGUGAGGGUAACAGGUUUGUGCAAUGUGCAUCGGUGCUAUUGCUGCAGGAGUUUGAGGUGUUUACACUAAAGGAACUGGUGUCCAGAUUUGUUUUGAGAGAGCAGAGGAACAGGUUCUCUCUGGUCGACAUGAUGCUUCCUCAUUACCCAAGCCUGACUACCUUGUUGGCCUUUAGCAGCUGUUGUGCAGUUUGCCGGGGACCUUUCUUAACCACUUGGCUUGAGUGUGUGCAUUUUAUAAAUCUAAAGAAGGCAGCAGAUGUUGGGUCCUGCAGCAGUUUAGCAGCAGCAGUGGCAGCACCAGCUCAGCAGCCUCAGGACUUCCCUGUUAGUCGGUCUGGUGCCUGGUGUUGA
Molecule: messenger RNA, 1218 nt
Organism: Melanotaenia boesemani (Boeseman's rainbowfish)
Lineage: Eukaryota; Metazoa; Chordata; Actinopteri; Atheriniformes; Melanotaeniidae
Gene: lrrc69
Product: leucine rich repeat containing 69
Molecular function (GO): protein binding
Source: RefSeq, a predicted model, not a curated record